This is a messenger RNA of Dictyostelium purpureum, 2439 nucleotides long. RefSeq lists its product as uncharacterized. NCBI's taxonomy places the organism in Eukaryota, Evosea, Eumycetozoa, Dictyosteliales, Dictyosteliaceae. The transcript is spliced from 3 exons. The annotation marks the transcript as partial. Gene Ontology annotation, biological process: regulation of gene expression. The record is from RefSeq and is a predicted model, not a curated record. Gene Ontology annotation, molecular function: chromatin DNA binding; protein binding; RNA polymerase II cis-regulatory region sequence-specific DNA binding.
AAAAUGAAUGUUCAACAACAACAGGCAGCAGUUGUUGCAGCACAACAGCAAGCUGCUCAACAACAACAAGCCGCACAACAACAAGCUGUCCAACAACAACAGCAACAACAACAACAACAACAACAGCAACAACAGCAACAACAACAAGGUCAAGGCCAACAACAAGGUCAACCAAUUGAUCAGUUAGGAAAUGUUACAUCUAAAAUUAGGGAAAUGAAUGAAUCAAUUUGGAUUCAUUUAGGCACAUAUGCAGAAUCAAUUAAUGAAACAGAGAAAGCAUUAGCUUCUUAUGACAAUGCACUUAGACACAAUCCAUAUUCGAUAAAAGCACUUACUCAAAUGGCAACAUUAUACAGAUUAAAGGAACAAUAUGUAAAAGCUGCAGAAUUUUUCCAAAGAGUUGUUGCUCUCGAAACAAAAAAUGGAGAAGUUUGGGGUGCAUUAGGACAUUGUUAUUUAAUGAUGGAUGACCUCCAAAAGGCAUAUUCUGCCUAUCAACAAGCUUUAUAUCAUUUACCAAAUCCAAAAGACCCAAAUCUUUGGUACGGAAUUGGUAUUUUAUAUGACAGAUAUGGUUCAUAUGACCAUGCAGAAGAGGCUUUUACUGCUGUACUUAAAAUGGAUAGUAAAUUUGAAAAAGGUAGCGAAAUUUAUUUUAGAUUGGGUGUUUUAUAUAAACACCAAGGCAAAUAUGACCAAUCUUUAGAUUAUUUCCAACAUUUAGUUAAAGUCCCACCAACUCCAUUAUUAUCAUCCGAUAUUUGGUUCCAAAUUGGUCAUGUUCAUGAAUUACAAAAAGAUUAUUUAAAAUCAAAAGAUGCAUAUGAAAGAGUAUUAAAAGAUAACCCAAAUCAUGCUAAAGUACUUCAACAAUUAGGUUGGUUAUAUCAUCAUAAUCCACAAUUUACAAACCAAGAAAUGGCAAUUUCCUCACUCUUAAAAUCUAUCGACUCUGAUCCAUCCGAUGCACAAAGUUGGUAUUUAUUAGGUAGAUGUUACAUGACACAACAAAAAUAUAAAAAGGCUUAUGAUGCUUAUCAACAAGCAGUCUACAGAGAUGGAAGAAAUCCAACAUUUUGGUGUUCAAUUGGUGUACUUUACUAUCAAAUUAAUCAAUAUAGAGAUGCACUCGAUGCCUAUACAAGAGCCAUUCGUCUUAAUCCAUUCCUCAGCGAAGUUUGGUAUGAUUUAGGUACUCUUUAUGAAAGUUGUAGUCAAACUACAGAUUCUUUAGACGCUUAUCAACGAGCCGCCGAAUUAGAUCCAGGCAAUAAGCAUAUUCAAGCACGUCUUGCUACCCUUCGUGCUCAAAUCUCUGGUAAACCAAUCAAAGAUCCAUAUCAUGAAAAUGGUGACGGUGAUGGUAAUCAUUUAAGUUCAAUAAUUACUCCAAUGAUCAUUGAACCAUGCUCACCAAACCAUACCAACGAUCAUCUCAAUAAACACAAUGCACGUAACGGUAAUGGUGCAAACAAUGGUGGUUUUGUUGAAUUGGCUGAUAUUAAUUCGCAUCUCCCAGAAGAAAUGAGAAAUAACUCAAGUUUACCAUCUUCAAACGAAUUAAAUUCAAGUCUAAUUGAUAAGAAAACAGAAAAAAAUAAAGGUAAUAAUAACAAUAAUAGUUUUAAUAGUAAUAUAGCAUCUGGCUCCGAAGCUAGAUUUAAUAACCGAAAUAAUAUUGAUCAUCAAAAUAAUAACCAAAAUUACCAUUCUAAUUAUUCUAAUCAUAAUAAUAACAAUAAUAACCCAGAAGACAUUCAUAUUCACCAACUUCAAUAUGGUAUGAAAGAAAAUGUAAAUAGACAACCAGAAGUUGAUAGAAGAUUAAUGGAUCGUGAAGGUUAUAGUAACAACAAUAAUAAUAGAGGUAAUAAUAUGAACAUUCAUAUGAACAAUAACAAGAUGGAUUUAAGAGACAGAGAAAUUAUGAACAAUAACAAUGACAGAUUCGACCAAAGAGAAAGAUUCGACUUUAUUAAUAAUAGAGAACGUAAUAAUGGUAUAAUGAAUAAUAACAAUGACAGUAGAUUUGAAAGAUCUCAAUCACCAUUCGAAAAUAAUAGACCACACCCAAAUCAACAACAAAGAGAUGAAGAAAAAUUAGUAAUGGAAAGAGAAUUAAGAGAAAGAGAACCACGUGACAAAGAGGAACGUGAACAACACCGUGAAAAAGAACGUGAAAGAUCAGCUACUCCAAUUAAACCAAUCGUCGAAGAACGUGAAAGACCAUCAACUCCAGCUGCAGUAGUCGAAAAAGAAUCACCAGAGCAAAAUAAAAAUAGAGCAGUUUCACCAGUUUCAGAAAAAGAAUCAAAUAGAGUAUCUCAAGAAAAAGAAUCGAAUCCAUCUGCUGAACCAAAGAAAGAGGAUGAAGAACCAGAAAAAGUUGAAGAGCCAGAAAAAAGUUGUAGAAAAAGCACAAGAAAAAGAAGUUGUUGA